Messenger RNA from Mycena citricolor, 2465 nucleotides. Lineage: Eukaryota; Fungi; Basidiomycota; Agaricomycetes; Agaricales; Mycenaceae. The record is from the annotation of a GenBank genome assembly.
CCUCACCUUUCUCCGCUCCAUCUUUUGAGCAAUGCUCAAUUUCUCCAACAGGCCUGCGGCCGCCAUGCGCGCGCUGCAGCGCAUGGCCGCCGGUAUGGCCACUGCUGCUCCCCGAAUCGGUGAUACCAAAGUUGCCAUGUCGCUGCUCGAGAAGGGCGCCUUCAUCAACUACCAGCGCAUCGAGGAUAACUUGGCUAUCGUGCGCGAGAGGCUGCGCCGUCCAUUGACGCUAUCGGAGAAGAUUCUCUACGGCCAUUUGGACGACCCUCACGGGCAGGAUAUCGAGCGAGGUGUGAGCUACCUCAAGCUUCGUCCCGACCGUGUUGCCUGCCAGGAUGCCACCGCUCAGAUGGCCCUGCUGCAAUUCAUGUCUGCCGGCAUGCCUACGGCAGCGGUCCCGACCACCGUGCACUGUGACCACCUUAUCGAGGCGCAGGUUGGCGGCGUUAAGGAUUUGCAGCGCGCCAUCAACAUCAACAAGGAGGUCUAUGACUUCCUUGCUACGGCUACUGCCAAAUACGGUCUCGGUUUCUGGAAACCCGGUUCUGGUAUCAUUCACCAAAUCAUUCUCGAAAACUACGCUUUCCCCGGUGGACUUAUGAUCGGCACGGACUCGCACACCCCGAACGCAGGUGGUCUCGGCAUGAUCGCGUGCGGUGUUGGAGGCGCCGACGCAGUCGACGUGAUGGCGGACAUUCCUUGGGAACUCAAGUGCCCCAAGGUUAUCGGUGUUAACCUUACUGGCAAGAUCGGCGGCUGGACUACUCCUAAGGAUGUCAUUCUCAAGGUGGCUGGAAUCCUCACGGUCAAGGGUGGCACUGGUGCUAUCGUCGAAUACAUGGGUCCUGGUGUCGAGUCGCUCUCGUGCACGGGUAUGGCUACUAUCUGCAACAUGGGUGCUGAGAUUGGUGCAACCACCUCGAUGUUCCCCUUCAACAGCCGGAUGGCCGACUACCUCAAGGCAACCAACCGCCAGGAAAUCGCUGCUUACGCUGAACAGUUCGCCCACAACCUCAAGGCUGAUGAGGGUGCCCAGUACGACCAGGUCAUCGACAUCAACCUUUCCGAGCUGGAGCCGCACAUCAACGGACCCUUCACUCCUGAUUUGGCCACCCCCAUUUCUCAGUUCGCUUCCGAAGUCAAGAAGAACGGAUGGCCGGAAGAGAUGAAGGUUGGCUUGAUUGGUUCCUGCACCAACUCUUCGUAUGAGGAUAUGUCCCGCUCGGCUGCUAUUGCCAAGGAGGCCGCCUCGCACGGAUUGACGAUGAAGAGCAAGUUCACGGUUACCCCUGGAUCUGAGCAAGUUCGGGCCACUAUCGCACGUGACGGACAGAUCGGCAUCUUCGAGGAAGUCGGUGGUAUCGUUCUCGCUAACGCGUGUGGACCUUGCAUUGGCCAGUGGGACCGUCAGGAUGUGCCCAAGGGCGAGAAGAACUCGAUCAUCACUUCGUACAACCGUAACUUCACUGGACGUAACGACGCCAACCCGGCCACCCAUGCCUUUGUUGCCUCGCCCGACAUCGUUACCGCCAUGGCCUUCGCUGGUGACCUCACCUUCAACCCGCUCACCGAUACCCUGAAAGACUCUGAGGGCAAGCCCUUCAAGUUCUCCGACCCGACUGGCCACGAGCUCCCUCCCCGCGGAUACGACCCUGGCGAGAACACUUUCCAGGCACCGCCUGAGGACCGUGCUUCCGUCCAGGUUGCCGUUGACCCGAAGAGCGACCGCCUGCAGCUCUUGAAGCCCUUCACUCCUUUCACUGGCGAACCCAAGGAUUUGCCCAUUCUUAUCAAGGUCAAGGGCAAGUGCACUACCGACCACAUCAGUGCUGGUGGACCCUGGCUCAAGUACCGUGGCCACCUCGAGAACAUCUCCCAGAACUGCCUGAUCGGUGCCAUCAACGCUGAGAACGGCGAGGCCAACAAGGUCAAGAACCAGUUCACUGGCGAGUUUGGCGGUGUUCCCCAGGUCGCUGCCGAGUACCGCGAGAAGGGCGUCAAGUGGGUCGUCAUUGGUGACUCCAACUACGGCGAGGGUUCGUCUCGGGAGCACGCUGCGCUCGAGCCCCGUUUCUUGGGUGGAUUGGCCAUUAUCGUCCGGUCGUUUGCUCGCAUCCACGAGACGAACUUGAAAAAGCAGGGCAUGCUCGCCUUGACGUUUGCUGAUCCGGCAGACUAUGAUAAAGUGCAGCCCACUGACCGUGUGGACAUCGUUGGCUUGGAGUCGUUCGCUCCGGGCAAGAACCUGACGCUUGUUGCCAAGCAUGCUGAUGGAUCAUCCGACGAGAUUGCCCUUGCUCACUCUUUCAACGAGGGCCAGAUCGCCUGGUUCCGUGCUGGCUCUGCACUCAACUUGAUGGCUGCUAAGGCUAAGGGAAACUAGAUUAAAGUGUCGAUUUGUUUUUAUUCCAUUUCACUUUUUCAUCCAAACCUGUAAUGACGAAAGGAGCAAUAAUGAAACAUUC